AUGAAUAGUAAAAAAAUAACGGUGAAAAAAAAUAAUCGAAUGCCAAUCCAAAUACUCAAGAAUCCUGAAAAAAGUAAAAUUUUACAUGAUGAAAAAAAUAAAAUGCCGUUCGUAAGUAAAAUAAACAAAUAGGUAAUGAAAUUACUAUAAGAGCUGUAAGCCAAAAUGUUAAAAGUCUGUGGUUCUUAAUGUUAUUUUCAUGUUUAUUUUGAUUAACUAUACCUACAAAUAUUGUAAGUCUUUUUACAAAUUUUUCUGACUUAGGAAGCAAUGUGGAAAUAUAUAAAUGACAUAAUUAAAAAAAAAAAACGAAUGUAGGUAAUUGUAUUGUACAUUUUGUGUGGUACAUUAUAUUUUAAGAAAAUCUAUGUUAUAUGAAAAUCUAUAUCAUAGUCAACUAAAAUAUUUUAUUCUUUCAGUGACGUACCUAUGGCGGGCAGGGUAAUUUCCCCAUUGUUGGCUGUAUAAUUAUAUGUGUGCAUUGUUAUUAGUUUUUAGUAUUUUACAAUUAUUUUGAAAUUUGUUUUCAUCUAGUUCAUGUAGUUAAUAAUAUAAUAAUAUGGUCGAAUCCAUAGAUAUUAAAAUAUUUUUGCUAUCUAUGGUCGAACUGGGUCAAGAUUUUUGGUGUCAGGAUGGGCCAAGAUCGCUACUGUUGCACUGUUGCAUAUUUACUAGAAAAUAAGUAAACUGGUUGAUGAUAUAUCAUUGAAAGAUUCUCUUCUAUGAAAAACCGGAGGUUAGACUUUGUAUCGUUCAUUUAAAAAUUAAUAUACGCAUUAUAAUAUUUUAUUAAAUUAAAAUGUCUUAUUUUAUGUAUUGAAAUGUUCUAUUUUACAAUAAUAUAAAAGAGCCCAAUUCCCGUGUCUAUUAAUAUAAUUGUUGUGUAGCGGUAACUUUACUUUUUUUAUUUUUAGAAUGGGUGAAAGUAUAUUUCAUCCCCCUUCCCCCCGUAAGAAAGGCCUAGGUACCCUACUGUAUAUUUUGAUUUUGUUAUAAUUUGUUAGUCAGUUAGUGUUUCGUUAGAUUCCAAUGUUUAUCAUCACAGCGUGUUUACUGUUAUAUUUGACUGUCAAUGUAUUUAUUUCAAUAAACCAACACUAUUACGGUUUUACACUUUAGGUUUUUAGAUAUUGCUAACCUAUUACAUACAGUUUUAUAAAUUAUGGACAAACCAUCACUAUAAUAGUAGAAGGCCUGUAUGCGUGUAAAAAUAUUACAAUGCGUUUUAUAACUGUAUAUCUACUUAAGUCAAAACCAAUUCGAUCGGUCAUUUUCAUAAAAUUUUGUUUAUGACCUCUAUAAUAUAUUAGACGGAUCCGGUUCAAAAUCCCGGCACCGAAAUCCCGACAGUUAUAAUUCCGACAGUUAAGAUCUCGAUAAUUAAAAUCUCGAAUUGGUCGAAAUACCGACAGUCCGUAUAAUAUUGAAGGGGUUUUGUAAUAUUUAUAUUUGUUUUGUAUUUAAAAUAUGUAGGAACUCUAUUAUAAUGUGACGAGAUAUUGAAUGUAUUGAUUUUAUUAUAAAUUUAAAAAAAGUAGAACUUACAUUUUUUCUUAGAAGUUGACAACCAGUAUAAUUUUAAGGUAAAUAAUUAGGCGAUCACCUACAAAAUUUCAGGGGAUGCCGAUAAUGAUGUCUGCGAAAUUCUGUGUGCCAUUGUCUUGUGGAAUUUUUUUGGUCUAGAUUUUGACCAUGUCGGGAUUUUGAAUGCCUUUCAUAUUAGACAUAGGUAAACUGAAGUAUUGAAAUAUUGUUAUUCUAUGUGAGUUAUCAGUGCUUGAUUUGGAAAAAUAGAAAAAGAGGAAUUAAAAACACUUAAAAAUAUUAGUUUCUCUAAGCCUUGUAGUCUUAAUGAUCAUUUAUUACAGAACAAUAAGUAAAGUUUAAAAAAAAAAAAACCGGACAUAGCGCGGUUUUAAACCGAUUACCAAUAUUUUUGAUAGUGGUUUGUUAUAAACUAAAACCAAAACCACAUGAAUAGAGCAAGAUUUCUCUUAGAAAAGGUGUUCAUAGAUAAAAAGAAUAGUAAAUACGCUCAGAAUCUAAAAAAAAUUACAAUUUAUUUGAAAUGAUAAUUUUUGAAAAUAUCAUAAAACAAAAAAUAUUCUCCUUUCAUCUCAAUAGAAAUAUGUAUACUGUACCCGCGGGAGAAAAACCCGUAGGGGACUUUAUAGUAAGGGAACGCUAAAAGAAAUAACAAAAAAUAGCAGAGGAGCUCUGCGAUUCUUGUAUUCAAGCACUGUGACAUAAAAUGUAACUAUCAUCUAAUUGUAGAUAUACAAUUUGUUUUUUAAUUAAAUUAUUUGUUUGAAAUUCUCUAUUCUAUAUUUGAUUUUUCAUAAAAAAGGAUAAACCCUCCAUAAAUCAAAUAAUUUUUUAUCAUUUAGUUUGUUAUUUUUUUCAUAAUUUAUCGUUUAUAUUUAUUUAAAUAUAGGAAAUCCAAUGGUCAUUUGGUUGGAAUAGCGAACUUGGAUUGAUAAGUAUCUCGCCGAAAGGAAAGGAAAGUAAUAAAUAUCAGAUAUUUUUCACAAAUGCACACGUUGGUAUUAUACUCGAAUGCGAUAAGACGAAUAAUAAAUCGAAAACCAUGAAAAUGUUAACAGGCCACGUAAAUAUGAGUUAUUUAUAUUAAGAGCAUUCAGUGGCGUAAUGAGGAAUUUACUCUGGGGAGAUAUAUAUUUAUAUUGUAUUUCUGAGCAACACAAGUUGUUUAUUACAAUUAAAUGAAUAUACGCAUCAGAGGUUGUUAUUGCGUUUCCUAAAGGCUGAUUAUUUUUUUCCAUUAACUUUAACAAAAAUAGUACAAUAUUUACAAAACGCUCUAAAUUUCUCUUCCGAAUAAAUGAACCAUUAGAAUUCCAAAAGCAAUUUGUGUUGAAACCGCAGUCUACGUUUUGCAUUAUUUUUAUUUAGUGGAAAAAUGUAAUUGAAUGUGGUACACGCAAAUUUGCAAGAUUUAAAAUCAAAUAAAAAUCGUUGAAUUCGUUGAAAUCGAAAUCGUAUAAAAAAUAAAUUGAAAUAUUUGAGCUAAUAGGCAAAUAUCAUUACCAUCGAACUUUUCAAGUGAGAAGACAAUAACCGCCGUGGUUCGAAUAGAAAACGAACAUUACAGACUUGGGAAUCAAUAUUUAUUCAUUUAUUUUUUUACAUAAGCUUUAUGUUUAAAUGUCGUUAUAAUUAUUGAUGAAAAUUGCACAUAACAAAAAAAAAAAAAACUGAGGAAUUUUCACUUUCAUCUACCUUAAUUACGUUCCUGUGUGCAUUUAUAACCUGCAGUAUUGUAUUAUUGUAUCUUGAAUAUUUUUAACACCGAAUAAUUUUUUCAGCCAAAUUCAAUUAGUAGCUUUGAUGUCAAUGCUGAUGGCCGUUGGUUGGUUACAGUCAACAAAGGAACUUUAGAAACUUAUUCGAUGAUUAUAGUUUGGGACACUCUUAGUAGGUAGGUCGUAGACAAGUAUAUAACUAUAUAAAAAGCCUAAAAAAAUCUAUUUCAAAUAAUAAAAAUACAAGUGUAAUUUAACAUUUGUUUAUAAUUUUGAACUAAUUCCAUGUAAAUUAAUAUUAAAAAUAAAGGUAAAUUUAAAUUGUAUAGGUAAUUAGGUACCUAUAAUAAAAUAAUAACUCACUGCAGUUAGGUAGAUAGGUAUCUAAUUUAAAAAAAAACACUCAAGUAACUGAUUAAUUUAGUAACGAUUACCUAUUUAAUAUAAGUAUAAUUGUACCGUUUACUUAAUUGUUUUUAUGAAUUCUCAUUGCUUUAAACGUCUAAAGGACUCCGGUUUUUACAUCAGUCUUGCCGUUAAACAUGGGAAUAUCAAUUGCAAAAUUUAGCAUCGAUUCAAAAUAUUUGAUUACCGUGUCAGUCGACCUCGUUAACUACGAAGAGCAAACAAUCGAUCUAUGGGAUUGGACAUUAGGCGUGGAAGAAUCGACCUGUAAGUUGUUGAUGAAUCGCUUUAAAUAUUGUUAUACGAGUGGAUAAUAUGAUUUUAUUUUAAUUCUAAUACGCGUUACCUAAUAUCCAUGUAGUUUCAACGAAACUCAACAAUAAUUUCGAUCCAAUCAUACAUUUAACGUGCUGUUUAGAAAAUCCGAAUUUCUAUUGUUUUACAACCAAAAAACGUAUAUUUUUUAUGACACUUGUAAGUAUAUCGUCACUCUAUGUUUCAGAUUGGCAUAUAUAUAUAUAUAUAUAUAUAUAUAUAUAUUACAUAGCAGCGGUCCCCACUACUCGGUCCUUAAACAAAUAUACCAAUGCAAUAUCUUUUAUUAAUUUUAUCUUAUUUAUUUGUCCAUUUUUAACAUUGAUUGAAUUAUCAGAUAGUUUGACAGAUAAGUAGAUACGAGCGUGAGUUUAUUUAAUAAAACAAAAUACGUCCACUUAAAACCCUCUAUUUUAGGUCAAUAUUGCGCAAAUUCAAAUUGAUUUACUCCAUGCGGCCCGCAAGUAACUUUCAAAAAUGACGUUUGGCUCUUUCCAAAAUCCUAGAGGUGGCCGCUGAUAUACAGGGGGAUCAUUAUAACCUAAGACACUCAUUAUCUCGGAAAGUAUUUAAUUGGUAAGAAUUUGCUUUUUUAGAAGGUUAACAAAUUUAAAGUAGUAAUUGUGUUAAUUAUUUGUCAACAUGCAGCUCUAAAACGUUGCAUUAACGUUAAUUUUUGUCAUCCUUUUUUUAGGGGGAACCAAUAUCAAAUUUUAUUUUCAAAUAGCAAUUUAUAGGUAUUCAAAUUUAUAUAAAUAUAUAGUUUUAAUUUAGAUACAUUUUGUUGUUGAUAUUUUUAAUUUACGUCAACCCGUUGAAGAGGUAUUCCACUUAUCGUUUUGUGGGUUAAGGGGAAUCGUAUUUAAAAGUAGAAUAUCUCGUCAACGAAAAUAAAAAAUGUUAACACCAACAUUUUUUUAAAUUAGAACUUGAUAUACCUAUUUAUAGAAUUUCUAAUAUAGGUCGCUAUUUGAAUAUUAAAAGUGGGUAUAUUGCAUAGAGUAAUAAUAUAGAGUAAUAGUAUUGUGGUUUCAUCUCGUACAAUAACAUAUUGAUAGGAAAAACGGUAAUGUAACAUUUUAAAGCUGCUUGUUUUUUAAAUGAUCUAAAUAUCAUAUUUCGGAAAAAGUUAAUACUUUAUGAAAUAAUGAGUGUCUUACGUAAUAUCGGUUACUUUGUACAUGAAUUUAACAUUUGAUCAUUCAAGGACGAAGACGAGAAUAAAUUAAUUAUAAACGUUCCAAAAAAGAAAGAUAAAAAACAAUCAAAAUUUGAUUAUACCCAAUCGGCAUACUUAACUGAAUUCCGUCAAGUUAUCUCAGCAUCUACAGGAGGUAAAGUACAAUAACACUUGAACGAAUUAAAUGGUUUAUAUAUAAAAUAUUGAUCAAAAUGAAAAAAAUAUACAUCUAUACAUAAUUAUGUACCAAAAUUAGGUAUAGUAUCCGUAUGGGACGAUACUGAUUUGUAUGCGCCAAAAUUAAAAAAUAAGCCAGAAACGAACGACAAACAAUUUUUAAAAAGCAUUAAAUUGGACGAUUAUUGUAUUACUACUAUAACUUGUUGGAAGUAAAUUAUAUUUUUCAUUAUAUAGUACAACUUUUAUUUUUGUUUGUUUUUUUUUUUAGAGACACCGUAAUAACAGGCAAUACAAACGGAGAUGUAUUUUUUUAUAACAAAUCGUUGAUCUAUCAAUAUCGUUUGAAAAAGUUUAUCGGAAAUUCUAUUGUUUCUAUCAUUAUGAUCAAUGCCAACGAAACGGACAACAAAAAAGGUAAGUUUCCACGUUUAAUAGAUUUCAACGCAUAGCUUUACAUGCAAUAUGUAUUCAUAUUAUGUUGCGAUUCCGAUGCAACAGAAUAAUUAUUAAAUGUAUAACUUAACGCUAUAUAAUAUUAUAAAGGAACAUCAAGGGAUACGGAUACGAAUAUUAACGAAACGUCCGGAAACGGUCAUGAACAUCUUUUUAAGGGUCAUACGUCCAUUAGCCAGGCGUCUAAAACGUUUACAGCUCAGGAAAAAUUCAAAUCCGAUCAGUUUUUUAUAAGUAUUUAUAACUAUUAUACGCGUCUCAGUAAAUAACAAUAAUAUAUAAACAAUGUUUGGAAAUAAUAAUGAAUUCACUGAAUUUAUUUGAUUUUUAGAGAAAUAUAUUAGUACAUUUAUUUAUAAGGAAAUAGUGAAUACGAAUUCAAUAAUUUUACGCCGAAUUGUUAAUGCAAAUAAUAGAAUUGAAAAAGUUGUUUUAGGAUAAUUUUAUUUUAUUUAUUUAUUAAUACGGACAAAAGUCCAAUUCACAAUAUAUUUGUAUAGAUAACAAUAAAAUAUAACUUAUAUAAAUUAUAAAUUUAUAUAAUUUAAAAUAAUAAAAUAUAACAUAAUAAAAAAUGAAAAGAUUAAUAUAUCAAAUAAUGGGUUUUUUUUUAAUAAUUGAGCAAAACCAAAAAAAAUGAGACGUCCUAGGAUAAUGGAGACGGGUGUAGCCACUAUUAUAGGUAGUUUAAUGUAUAUCUGUUAGCAACAAUUAACCAUUGAUAACGAAAAAACGAUUCUGAGUGGAGUUCAAUUGAUAUUGAUGCUUUGUCAACAAUAUAAGUACAUGACAUAUUAUAGUAAAAUACUUAAAUAAGUAUUAUAAAUUGAUUACCUUAAAAUUUGUUUAAUGUACCUCUUUUCCCGUUUUUUCUACGUUUUUCCUGGCGUUUGACUCUUGAGAAAAUUAAAAAAUAAGUUCCUUAAAGUACCUCCCCACGCCGAUUUCCUUUCAGAAAAGGUGCAACACGUAAAAAAUCGGAGCAAGUUCUCUGGUAGAAAAGUAGUUCACAGAAAAAAAAAACAUCAUUGUAAAACCAUAACCUUCUUCGCUCCAUUCAGAAUUUAAAAAAUAAAGUGAAAUUUUUUUUUUUCACAAUUUAUAGGAAAAAUAUACCUAUUAGUAUAAAUUUUAUAAUCUGUAGUUUUUUUUUAUUUACAAUAUUUUACAAACAAAUUUUUUUAGUAAGAAUGCAUUUCAGAUUUUGACAAAUUUGAAUAUGGAAUGCAUUCCCUUUUAAAAGGAAUUUUCCAAACACUGUAAUAUAAGAGUGAAUAUCGUAUGCUAUACAUAUGUAUAAUAUGUACCUCCACUUAAACUACGUAUUAUAGGCAUGCGAAAUUGUAAAAUAUUCGUGGUCGACAUUUUCGAAGAACGUUAUACGCAAUUAUUCGAAAAGUGCGAAGACCAAUUGAUCACCACGCUGGAAGUACACCCUAAACAGUAAAAAACGAACAAAUAAAUAAUAAUAAUAUCCGAUACAGAUAAAACGUUUACAUUAAUAAAUAUUUGCGAUAAUAUUAUACUUUCUCAGGAAUUAUUUAAUACUGGGCAAUUCAAUCGGUGUACUCGUCAUGUACAAUUAUAAAACGAAAAUGUUAAUUGCAAACUCAUGUGCUGACGACCAUAAUCUGCAGAAAGUAAAAGAUAGUCAAAUCACUUGCAUAAAAUAUUCUCCAAACGGUACGUCUGUACUUUGUAAAAUAUAUAAACAAAUAAUUUCAAAUACUCCAAUGUAUUACAAAAUGAUAAGCAGUAUUUAGGACUUUUAGAAUAUUUUGUCAUGCCAUUAAAUCUAGUAAAGUACUGUGGAAAUUAAUGACAUAAUACGAGUUUAAAUUUGAAAUUGUUUUUUAUCAUUAUUUUAACAGUUUAAGCCAAAAAAUACUUCUUACUAGUCUAGGGCUGAAAAACCAAAUAUAAAUAUACUUAGCAUUGUUUUCCAAAGUUUGCUGAGUUUUGAUCAUUUUGUUAUUAAUUUGUUUCAUAUAUGUUCGAAUGAGAAUAAGUAAUUUCAAUUGGCACUCUUUUGACUUUUUAAGUAAACUUUUUAAUAUUUGUGGGCAUUAUUUUUAAUUUGUAGGCCAUAUGUCUUUUUUUUUUUUUUAUGAUAAUUUUGGGCUUUUAUGGGUAUUAGAAUUCCAGCUCUAAUGCAUAACACUCCUAAAAUAUUUUGUUCGUACAUUAUAGGAAUGUAUCUUUGUUACGGUCGCGCGGAUGGAUAUUUUUUGUUCGUAGACCCGACGAGUUUGAAAUUCGCGAUUGGCACGCCGUUCAAUUGGCAUGGGUCUUCAAUCCGACACAUAACUUUUAGCGAAACGUCUAAUUAUGUCGUUUACACUGUGAGUUUUUCGCUGUUGUUGAAUAAAUUUUAUUGCAGCCUGCAGGUGCAUUUUGUUUUUGGAUUUUUGCUGGCAACAACCGAGAGACAUGAUUAACACUCUGUUCAGAAUCGUUUUUCGUUGCAAACAUAUACAAAUUAAAUUACUAUACAAUGUCCUUCCUUCCUUCCAACUUCCUUUCAUAAACAGUGACAUAAUCAUCAGCAGUAUCAGUCGUUUUUUUAGUAAUAGUUUAAUAUAACCGCCUAUAAUAUUACCGCAGGACAGUUCGUUCGGUAUAUACCUGUACGGGAUGCUGUCCUUGAAUGAAUUCGGUGUUAAGUAUUACGGGUGUUCGGAAAUGCACACCGCAACCGUACUGGGAAUUUCUGUAAAGGAGAACGAGACAAGUCUGAUGGUGUACAGCACCGGUGCGGAUCACAAAAUCGCUAUAUUCGGUUUCGACAAAACGUAAUAGUAAUCUGCGCAGAUAAAAAUAAAAUUUAUACUCGUAACACAUAUUAAUCAUUGGGCGCGUGAUGCGAUUUACAAUAUACUUUAACAGACGAGACGAACACCUUAAACUGGUAAAGGUGAUGAAAACCGAAUGGUUGAGUGAACCUCGAGGUAUGAUGAAAAUGUCCAAUUCAGGAGAGUUGAAUUUGAUAAUUAGCAGUAACGAUGUAAUAAAUGUUUAAAUAGAUAUACGAUUCCUAAAAAUGCAUAUAUAUUCGUAUGUGGUUUGUUUUAGUUACGUUUAUCCGUUUGGGACGACAAUCGAUGUAUUCGGACCACAAUGGGAGUUAAUCUCGAAACUCCGAUUAGGAUUAUGAAAGUAUGAAGAACAAUUUUAUUAAUAAACAUAUAUAUUUGAUUCCUUUGGGCUCAAGUGAAUUUUUGGCAUUUUUUUUAAUAAUUGUAUUUUAUUGUAUUUUUUUUCCAUUUAUUCUUCGAUUUAAAUGGUUAAGUGUGUAUGUAUAUUUGUGUACAAUUUUUUUUUUUGAUAAUCCUUAGGUAUAUUCUUCAAAAAAAAAAAAACCUAUCCAUUUCUUUCUUCUCUCUCUGAUUUACGUCCAUAUCGAGUUCCUUUCUUUUAUUUUCUGAUGCACAUCUUCAUUUGAUAUUAGUUCUGUCUAAAAGAUUUUUAAUACCCUCACCAACUUAAGUUUUUAAUGCUUCUAUUCUUCUUCUAUCAGCUCGGCUACAUAAAUUCAACAAAUCCAUAACUUAUCAUUGUCAAAUUUCAUAUAUACUAAUGUGUUAAUACUAAUAUUUAUACAUUUACAAGUACCUUGCUCAUAUAUAUUUUUUUGCGUUACAUACUUUAGUAUUAUAUAUACCGUACAUUUUUGUUUUUAUUAUAAUUUGAGAUAAGUAACUUAUAAUUAUAAUAACUAUAACUAAUGCUAUGAAUUAAAAAUUAUUAGGAGUCGCCGGUGGAUAAAAAUUUGAUAUUUUUUUGCAACGAUACGGAUAUUGGCAUUUUACGAAAACCCAUCGACGGAAACCCAUAUAAAAAUGCUGCAGUACUCGGCUCUGGAACAAAAGUUAGUUGAAUAUAAUCUUACCCGAUUUUGUCAUAAAAUGUGUUUUUACUGUCUAUUUCAUACGUGAAUUUCGAAAAUAAAGUCUAGAAAAUAGUUUAUGCCAACAUAAUAUACAGAAAUAUGAGUAAUAGAUAAGACAGUUCGUAUAGUUCUUUUAGAUUCGGAGCAUAGCAAGGGAUCCCUUGAUUUAAUAUGUGUGUUUUUAUUUAUUUAUUCUUUUUUUUUUGUGCGCAAGCAACUUUUUUACGGCCUUUCAAAAUAUGUUUAAUUGAUCUUCGCUCCCAAUCGUUUUAGUAACGGUUAGUCAUCUUUUACAUAUAUAAAAUUAAAUAAAUUACUGUAUCCCACCUUCUUAACUUCCCACCUAAAACAGUACCACACACGUCCAUAGUAUCAGUUUUUUUUUUUUAGUUAGUUUUUUGCUAGGGACACUAAUAUUUUUAGAUAAACCAAAUAAUUGUUAUAGUAACAUAAACAGAGAUAUUUUUCGUAAGUUUUGAAAAUAACAUUUUUUCUAAAGACUGAUCAAAUGAUGCGAUUCUGCCAAUAUUAUCAUAUUCUCUGGUAUCGUGUAUAUGGUGAACAACCAACAGCGUUUCGCAGUCCACAAGCAACGAAAUUGACAGAAUACUUUUUUUUUUUAUAUUAUUGAUCGAAUAACGUCAAAUAAUGUGACAUCCCUUAAAGUCGGCAACUGUAAUUUACAGUUGAUAUAUUACAGCUAUUCACAAGACUUAUAAAAUAUCUUAAGAUUUUAAUAUUCUUAUUAAUAGGUUUUUCCUUGAACUAACGACUGUUGUAAAUCAACUAAAGCUGUAAUAGCUGAUAACAGUUGGCAGAUAUUAUGGUCUUAUAUUAUUACUAGUCGUCAUAAUAUACAGUCGUCAAAUUUUGUUCUUGGAAGUCGGCAAAAUUCACUCCAAACCCCCCUAAAAAUAAACCCUAAGAUCGCCCCAGAACACUCGUGUCAACAGUUUUACAUUAUUAAUUAGAUUCAUGACGCAUCUUACAAAAGAAUUCACCAUCAAUGAACAAUGUUUAAUUAUUCGAGGAAUUGUACAAUAGUAGACUAUGUAAAUAUUUAGUCAUAAUUUUCGGAUUGAGUACAUUCGAACAUUCUAAUUAAUAGUCACGUUAGUAAAAAUUAAAUACGUAUUAAUACAAAUGGUUUUGAACGAUAAAAAAUGUAAUAAAUAAGUACUAAUUUUAAAAGUAAGCAAACUUAAAUGUUUUGUUUUCACCUACGUAUAUGUAUACACCGUACCUUAUCGCCACAGGUACGUAUAGUACGUAUAUAAAUAAGUUAUAUCACGUCUUAUAGGAGUAAUUGGAAAAGUUCUAUUACCUAUGCAUACGACAAUAAUUGUAUUUUACUUUAUAAUUAUAUUGCAUGUAUUAUAAUAUGCGUGAGGUGGACAGAGUGAAAAUAAAUAUUUGUGACGAACGUCUUUUGACAUGAUGUAGUAUUGUCAAAGAUCACAAUUCGUCUACGACCGUAUUAUUAUACAAAUUGGUAUUCAAUUAUUUACGAUGUUUAUUUUUUAGCUAAUCGAUAUCGGUUUAUCCUGGAAUGCGGAGAACGUAUUCAGUAUUAGCGAGAGCAGCAGUUCGGUGUUAAUGUGGUUGUUUCGUCCGAAGUGUGUUUGUAUAAGAUUAUUUAUAAAAAUAAUAUCUAAUAAAAAUACAAUACGUUUACGUGAUGUAUUACUAAUAUUAUUAUUCUCAGGUACUAUAUUAAUGGUUACAUUUUUGAUAGUGUUUAAAAGCUAUAUUUGUAUAAAGUUAUUUAUUUAUCAACCGUAUAAGGUAUUACACAAUUGUAUUGAAUUUAAUAAUAAACAAUAUUAUAUUUCGUUUAAUCAUGAUAUACCCAGCUACAUAGUCUUCGGAUAUUAACCAUCAAUUCCAUUUUACGGUAGAAAGUAAAAAUGUACCUGUCUGUUUAAAAAUUUAAAUAUUUAAUUAUAUGUAUAAUAUAUUUUAGAUUCUGGGUGUAGCGAACAAUGUAUCGGUUUUACAAAGAUGUUUAUUAUUUUUUUUUUUUACCGUAUAAAGAAUUCUACCAGAAAUCUCACUCCGAUGUUUACGAUGUACACCCUUUUCUGUAAAGACAUUUUCUUGGGGUGGUACUUUAGGGAGGUGAUUUUUCGAUUUUUUCAGGAUUUUUCUCAUCAAAUGUGGGAAUCUGAACAAAAAUGGAGAAAAACGGGAAAAUAUACGAAAUAUAUUAGUAAAAUAUUAUGAUUUUUUUUCUGCGGACAACUUUUUUGCCAGCAAUUUCGCUCCGAUUUAUAAUGAUAGCAUUUUUUUUAAAAGAAAAUAUGACCGGGAUGGUAUUUUAAAGAGGUAAUUUUUUAAGUUAGGAGGUUUCUCAAGAAAUGUGAAAAACCGAAAAAAAACACAGGAAAAAUAGGAAAAUUUAGGAAAAACGGGAAAAUCGGUACAAUAUUAAAGAAAAUAUAUAACGCCUAUUUAAUUAUUUUACCAUAAUAUGACAUAAAUAUUGUUGACAAAAUAUCAUUAUCAGCUUAAUUCUGCUAAGAAUCGUUUUUUGUAAGCAACGAUAAACCAUUGCUUACUGGUAAAAAUUAAUUUCCCUUCUAUAUAUCCUAUAUUUAACUUCUUACCAACAGUUGCUGUAUCCAUCGUUCGAAGAAAGUCCGGCUUUUUUACCAUUUAGGUUAAAUUAACCUAAACAAUAAAAUACUAUAUAUCUUUUUUUAGUUUUUUGUAAAUUUUGUUGACUGUUGCAAUGUUGUGUAAUACCCAUAUACAUAUUUUUUUUUCCACCUCAGUUACUUAAAUGAAUUGGAGAAAAAUGGCGGUAAAGGAUUAAAGGCGUACAGUUGCCUUCUCGAGGGUGGAGAAAACGGGUCUGAAUUAGCGAUGUUAAAGGAAUAUUUCUACACCGUUCAAUUAGCCAACAACCCGAACCCAGAAACGACAGUUUUCGAAAACUUUGUGGACGUUUGUGAAAUAUCAUUUCUUAUGAGAUCCAUGGGAUGUUAUCCUUCUGAAAAAGAAGUAAACGAAGAAAAUAUUAUUACCUAUAAACGAUUUGAAACCAUAAUAGACACUAUAUAAUAAUAUAAUAUACGUGUAUAAUAUAAUUAUAAAAAUAUAUCAAACGAAUUAUAAUUCCACACAGUUAUCCAAUAUGAUAUACGAAUUGUAUAUGAGAAAAGAGAACGAAAUAGAUCAUCCGAAUACGUUGAUAACUUUUGAAGAGUUUGUUAUUUUGUAUUUGAAUUAUAAACCUCAAAUAAAAUUGAAAAUUGAGGACAUUCGCAAUGCAUUCGACGCAAUGGUAGUUAACGAUUAUGGAGAAAAAGAAAUAUUUACGAGAGAAUCGUUUGUACACACAAUGACAAAUCAAGGUAUCUAUUAUAAUAAUAAGCGUACGCGUACAUCGAACAAAUCGCUAUAAAUUGAUAUAUUGUAAUGUUUAUGAACUACAUUUUAAAUCUGAACAAAUGCUAAUAUUUAUUAUUUAGGCUCAAAAAUGAAUUUCCGUGAACUAGAGUUUAUCCUUCACACGUUGUUAAAAACAACCAGCGAUAUAUCUUCGGGUUCCACCGAAAAUAUCGAGACCAUUCUAAGUGCUUUGCCACUCGUACGUAUACAAAAAUUUAAUAACAAUAUUUUAGACAUAUUAUAUCUAAUACAUAUCGUACGUUAUUUUUUUGUAUUGAAAAUAUAUGGACAGACGUUCACGUUUAAAGACAUACUAGACUUAUUUGGAUUUCAAGAUAGUGCAACAGGAGAAUGA
Molecule: messenger RNA, 13433 nt
Organism: Cinara cedri
Lineage: Eukaryota; Metazoa; Arthropoda; Insecta; Hemiptera; Aphididae
Source: the annotation of a GenBank genome assembly